UCUUCUUUCUUCCAUCACUGAAAACCAAACACAGAGAAAAAAAAAAGAGAUUUUAAAAUUAAAAGAAAAAAGAAAAAAGAAGUAUGUCCCUUUUCAAUCCCCAUCUCAUCCUCCACCUACUUCUCUUGACAGUGGUCACCGGAGAAAUUCUGCGACCAAGAUUCUACAGCGAAACAUGCCCUGAAGCUGAAUCCAUAGUAAGAAGAGAAAUGAAGAAAGCCAUGUUUAAGGAAGCAAGAAGCGUCGCUUCCGUUAUGCGUCUCCAGUUUCACGACUGUUUCGUCAAUGGAUGUGACGCGUCUGUGUUGCUUGACGACACACCGAACAUGCUUGGUGAAAAACUAUCACUUUCCAACAUCAAUUCACUUAGAUCAUUCGAAGUUGUUGACUACAUUAAAGAAGCUCUAGAGAAAGCUUGUCCAGCUACUGUUUCUUGUGCUGACAUCGUUAUCAUGGCUUCUCGUGACGCCGUUGCUCUUACAGGAGGACCGGACUGGGAAGUGAAGCUAGGGAGGAAAGACAGUUUAACAGCGAGUCAAAAAGAUUCAGACGAUAUAAUGCCGAGUCCACGAGCAAACGCAACGUUCUUGAUUGAUCUCUUCAAAAGAUUUGAUCUUUCUGUCAGAGACAUGGUGGCUUUAUCUGGGUCACACUCGAUUGGUCAAGGUCGGUGUUUUUCUAUCAUGUUUAGGCUUUACAACCAAUCCGGUUCUGGUAAACCGGAUCCAGUUAUCGAACCGGUUUACAAGAAGAAGCUUAACAAGCUUUGUCCUUUGGGUGGAGACGAGAACGUGACCGGAGAUCUAGACGCAACACCAUAUGUUUUUGAUAAUCAGUACUUCAAAGACUUGGUCUCAGGGAGAGGGUUUCUUAACUCUGACCAGACUCUUUACACGAGUAGAGAGACGAGGGAGUAUGUGAAAAGGUUUAGUGAGGAUCAAGGUGAGUUCUUCAGGGCUUUUGCAGAAGGGAUGGUGAAGCUGGGUGAUUUGCAAUCCGGGAGACCUGGUGAGGUUAGGUCUAACUGUAGGGUUGUUAAUAGAAGGCAUAAUGAUGUAUUGCCUGUCUCUUGAAAUUAGUAGAGAGACAGAAAGAGAGAUGUUAUUACUUUCUAAAGAUGCAAGACUUUUAAAUACUUACAUGCCAUGAUUCUUUGAUCCUCCAAAGUGCUCACUGUUUAAGCUGCAGUUGCAACUUUAGAUCAAUAAAAGUGAAGAUGAAAUAAGAGACUGUAUUAGAGAUUAUGC
Molecule: messenger RNA, 1247 nt
Organism: Brassica oleracea var. oleracea
Lineage: Eukaryota; Viridiplantae; Streptophyta; Magnoliopsida; Brassicales; Brassicaceae
Product: peroxidase 17
Exons: 3
Coding region: 84-1073 (329 amino acids)
Biological process (GO): response to oxidative stress; hydrogen peroxide catabolic process
Molecular function (GO): peroxidase activity; heme binding
Source: RefSeq, a predicted model, not a curated record